AUGGGGCGGCAUGCCUGGCUCCUCAUCGCCUUGACUCGACAGGUUUGGGCUGGCGUGUGGAGUUCGUCGCCAGCGCCGUGCCAUGACGACGAGUCCUGCAAGGCACGCUUGGACACCAUCACCUCCAAGCUGGAUGAGCUCAGAGACGAAAUGAGAGGCAAGCACCUCACUCUGCAAGCUUUGGAAGAGAUCCGUGGUGGGAUCCUUUCAGGGAGACGUGUGGAGCUUCCGUCAGCACAGCGACAGCACCUGGAGAAGGGGAGCCCGCUGAUCAGCGAAGUGACCUUCGACGCCAGGCACCGUCCCGUCUCGACGAACGUCAGCAGACACUUUCAGUCGCAGCGAGUGAUUGCGCCGAACCUAGAGGUGCGACACCACGCGUUUCUCACGCUGAAGCGCUCUACGCCUGGCUCGGCAAAGACCUCCGUUCCGGCUCUCCUGGUGAUUGUGGACGCAGAGUCUAAGUUGUCGAUCUAUUCGCUGGACAACGAGCCCCUUUUAGACAAGUUCGAUCUGGGGCACGGUGCGGGGCGAAACAUCGUGCAGCUCGAGAUGUCCCCGACCCAGGAGAACCACUUCAUCGUCACCGUGGAUGAUGAUGGCAACAUCAGGGUGCACAACAUCAAGAUCGUCGCCAAGAAGCAGAAAGCUGAGGGCGGGAAGGACAAAGACGAAGCAGAGGAAGAGCCCAAAGCAAAGGGGAAGGAUCCCAAGGAGGCUAGAACUCUCAAUGUCACAGCCAGUCUUGCCUCGAGCUUCACGCUGUCGCCAGGGGCGCUUGCGGAGGCCCGGAAACUGACCGUCGUCGUCCCAAUCGAGCGGGGCUCGCAGACUUUCUUUGUGGCUGGAGAUUCCUUGGGUGGACUCUCCGUGUUCUUCCGGAAUGGCACCAUGCGCGGCCGCGUGCGCGUCACCGAAGACCCGGGCGGCGUCAAGGGCCUCGUGCGAGGGCAGGGCCAGCAGCAAGUGCUGUUCUACAGCUCCCACGCUUUCGGCUUUUUCUCUCCGAGCCAGGUCGACCUGCAGUACGCGCCCUGCACCGGCUGGAACUCGCCUCUCGUGGAUCUGGCCAUGGAGCCGGGAUACUCGACUGGCCGGGUGCUCCUAGCCCUGCAGGAUGGGGAUGUGCUGGUGUAUGCCACUACCAGGGGCAAGAGCAAGGCAUGCGACCUGGCGCUGAAGUUUCCGCACGUCUCGGUGCUGCCGUUUAAACUCCACAGCUUCCGAGGUCACGUCAUGGCCUUACCGACCCCGCCGGAUGACAUGGAGAAGAAGGACGAAUAUGUCAGGGAGAUUUUCUUCUUCAAUGUGGCCGCCAUGGAAAACGGCUACGGGUCGGCGCCCUCGCGAGCCAUCACCCUUCAGGCCUCCUUCAAGCCCAAGCAGCCGGAGAACUUAGCCCUGCUGGGCCAGCCGACGGCCGGCCCUGGCGCGCAGGGAGGAGGAGGUGAAAAGGCCAAGUCGCAGAUCGCCAUCCGCUUCAAAGAUAUGCGUGGUGUCGAGGUCUUCGACUUGACGUUGAGAACGCCGCCGCCGCCCAAAGCUGCGCAAGCAGAAGGAGGUGGCAGCUCCAAUGGCUGGGAUCUGUCGAGCAUCAUGAGCUGGUUUCCCAAGAUCGGAGUCUUCGGCAUCGCACUGAUUGGCGUGAUCUUCUGGAACAUCAAGAAGGUCACAGGAGGGGGCGGCGGUGGCGGUGGAGGCGCCAAUGACCUGCCCACCGAUGACUUCGAC
This is a messenger RNA of Symbiodinium sp. CCMP2456, 1731 nucleotides long. The record is from the annotation of a GenBank genome assembly. NCBI's taxonomy places the organism in Eukaryota, Dinophyceae, Suessiales, Symbiodiniaceae.